This is a messenger RNA of Esox lucius (northern pike), 6835 nucleotides long. It is a transcript of the gene znf148, whose product is annotated as zinc finger protein 148. Bases 1117 to 3576 code for a protein of 819 amino acids. The transcript has 6 exons. NCBI's taxonomy places the organism in Eukaryota, Metazoa, Chordata, Actinopteri, Esociformes, Esocidae. Gene Ontology annotation, molecular function: DNA-binding transcription factor activity, RNA polymerase II-specific; RNA polymerase II cis-regulatory region sequence-specific DNA binding. The record is from RefSeq and is a predicted model, not a curated record. Gene Ontology annotation, biological process: regulation of transcription by RNA polymerase II.
GUGAGGUGCUGCACGCAGAAGACAUGCAGAUAGGGGCUGCAGUGCAGUGAGAACACAGAGACGGCAGUCUACUGAACGGUAGCUCUACAACAACGCCAAACAGCUAGCUGCUCUGGCAACAUUCCCCAUGCACUGCAGUUGUUGGGCCCAAUGCAAUAAUUUGGCCAGAUGCGGGGUGAUGUUUCUUUCUGUCUUUGUGCAGCUGUAUCACACAACGGAUACUUUUUCUGAUUAACAAUGACUGCUAAACGACCUUAUUAGACUACAAAGUAGGUAAGCUGCAGGCUAACGUUACGUAAGUUACUGUAUAUAUCUAACUAAGCUAGGGGUAGCUAACUAAUGCUAGUGUAGUUAGCUUAGCUCGCUAGCUACACAGUACUAGUAGUUUCGAAGAGUUAAAUCUGCCGUGCCUUGUCUUAAUUACUGUAGUAGUUGUGAAUUCUUACUAGCUGUUAGUUGUGGUCAAUUGUUUUUUUUUAAAUCAGGCCUAAGAUCCCAGCUGUAUGCCAUCCGCAACUAGCCAUGGUACUAGCUGAUGUUGAUAGUUAGCGAACGUUAUUCCACUCACUGUCACUAGCUAUUUAAUCUAGGUAUCUAAAUGCAGUAGUUAGUUGUGUUGCCAUUUAUUUUGGAGAGGCUGUAGCUAGCGAGCUACCCUACUACGUACAGUAAAGUGGCUACUAGCUAGGUAACGUUUAGCUAGCUAAAGUACUGUACUGUAAUCAAACCACAAUAUUUGACCACUCAACCUAUACACGACAGAUCAUGACACCAUAAACAUGUACAAAUAGCAUCGUUUGAUGCAAAAUGUUGAUUUUGGUCAUGUUACUUCUAUUCUGAGAUAACUGGUUUGCUUGCUACUCUAGCGAGUUUUUAGGUUUGCGGAUAAUGCAUAGCUACUAUUGUUAGCUAUAAUCUAGCUAUCAACUAAACCUGAGAUGAACGUUACUCAGUCGAUGAUGGCCCCUAGAAAAAAUUUACUUGGUUGCAUGUAGUAUUGUACUUGAUUAGCCGAUUCAUAUUUAGCUUAACAGGGUAGUUUUGUGUCACGUUAAAGUUCCUAAUACGCCUGCCCUUCUUACCCCACAGACUAGCUAGAUUUGGUCUCUAGUAAAAAUGAACAUUGAUGACAAGCUGGAGGGGAUGUUGCUGAAGUGUGGUGGGGGAGUGGAUGAGAGGGUGGGUAUAGGUGGUGGGGGCCUGGUCGUCAUGACCCUUGGAGAAAGGGGGUUAGCCAACCAUCCCCUGUUAGCUGAUGAUGAUGAUGACGACGACGAAGAGGAGGAGGAGGAGGAGGAUGAUGAUGAUGACCUGACUGAGAGUUCAGUGGCGACUAAUGACCUGGUCCCAACUGAUGAUGUAAUGGUACAUGAGGAAACUGUGAAGAAUGACGGAGAAGAGGGAAUGAUGCAGAGACUCAUACACAAGCUGCCUUGCACGCUCCACAUGCCUGGGGGCAUCAAACAAGAGUUGAAGCUGUCAUCUGAUCCACUGAUAGAAGGGAAGAAAGAGAGAAAACAGUCCAAGGAUCUCACAACAGAAUGUCUCAAGAAGAAAAAACGAAAACAGCGCUCUCCUGCCAAGAUUCUAACCAUCAAUGAGGAUGGAUCAUUGGGUCUCCAGAGUCCAAAAUGUCAUGUUUGUGGGCACUGCAACGCAGCCUUCCGAACAAACUACCAUCUACAAAGACAUGUUUUCAUCCAUACUGGUGAGAAGCCAUUUCAGUGCAGCCAGUGUGAUAUGCGCUUCAUACAGAAGUACCUUCUUCAGAGACAUGAGAAGAUACACACUGGUGAGAAGCCAUUCCGCUGUGAGGAAUGUGGAAUGAGGUUCAUUCAGAAAUACCACAUGGAGAGACACAGAAGGACACACAGUGGAGAGAAGCCCUAUCAAUGUGACUACUGCCACCAGUACUUUUCCAGAACUGACCGUGUUCUAAAGCACAGGCGCAUGUGCCAUGAAAUGAAGGAGAGGAAAGCCCACAAGGCAGUAGCAUCAGGGAAAGAUGGAGGAUUCCUGCACAACACUGACUCUCUAGGCUUCUCCUUCCCUGCCAAAGAAUGCUUGCUACCCAAGAAGAAACGCCAGAAGACUUCUGACAAGUCUCAGUGCUCUCUCUCAGCUCCAGCCACUGAAGAUGUUGCCACUGUUUCUUCUCUUGACACAAUGGACAAGGAGCUGGAGCAAAGGUCAAGCAAAAUUGAAUGCCCUCUGUUUGCGGUUACCUCAAAGGUGGUCAAAGACGAAUAUGUGGUAGCAGACUAUACUGUGGAGCUUCCUGACUCAGUCAGUAGGCGGCGUUUGGUGCUAGAUGAGGAGGAUCUGUCAUCUGAGGAGAUUCAUCCUCCUAAGCUGGUUCUUAAGAAGGUUCCUAAGAGAAGUCUAAAGCAACCAACAGAACCCGAAACACCAGGCAGUAUCUCCCCUUUGUCUUCUUUCGAACAUGGAAAAGUAACCAGGUACACGUUUGAGAUUGUAGACAAACAAGGUCUUCUGGAUGUGGAAGUGGCCAACUCCGGCCUGGAGCCAGUGGAUGCUCUUCCAGGAGGGCAAACAAAACCAGCACCCAGUAGCACCAACUAUGAUGACGCCAUGCAGUUCCUGAAGAAGAAAAGGUACCUUCAACAGGCCACCGUGGCCAACAACAACAACAAUCGCAAUUAUGCCCUUAACGUAAGCAACAUUGCGUCCCAGCCUUCGGUUACUCAAGCCGCAGUGGCUAGUGUCAUAGAUGAAACUGUUCCUGCAACCAUUUUGGAACCCCAGCCACUGAGCGUAGAUAUCAAGUCUAACCAUGAAAAAAGUGUCCUCUCUGAUGAGGUUCUCCAGACACUUCUGGACCACUACUCAAACAAGGCCAAUGGGCAGCCAGAUAUAUCUUUCAGUGUGGCUGACACGGAGGUGACCUCUAGCAUUUCCAUCAACUCUUCAGAUGUGUCUGAGGGUAGCCCGGUAGAAAGCCUGGGAGGUAACCCUCAGGCCCCACCAGCAGAGAAGUCCAGCCUCCUGCAUGAAUACUCCAAGUUCCUUCAACAAGCACUGGAGAGGACCAGCCAGAAUGACAGCUACCUUAGCAGCCAGAGUCUUACCUUUGUCACAGAGAGCCCCAGCCUCUCAAACCAGCCUCUGUUCUCCACUGAGAAACAGUACCCUUCACCCAGCAGGUUUACCAUUGGCACUGGUAGGUCAGGGAUGAACUCUCCACUACGGUCUACCUUGGAUAAACCUCAUUUUGGACUUCUUGUAGGGGACUCCCAGCACUCAUUCUCAUUUUCAGGAGACGAAACCACCCCCUCGGCUGUAUCGCCAGCCGAGGACUUUCUGGAUGAAGUUGCAUCCUCAAAAAAGAGUGAUGCUCAAGGGUUGCAUCAGACCUUUCAAAUCAGCACCUUUGAUAAUAACUUCCGUUCGCAAUUCCAGACCUCAUCACGUUCUGGAAUCACCUCCCAAUUUACUAUUGCAAAUGGACAAGUCAGUCUGCGAGGUCAUGGAACAGACUUCACAGAGUUCCCUCUUGAGACAAGAUCUCAAUUGAACUCUUCCCCUGAUGCUACAAACAGUCAAACAUUUGGCUGAGUUUCUUUUUUCUUCAAUCAUUUUCAAAGGCACUUUAUAUCCAUGUCUCUGUUCUGCCAAAAUAGGUUACACUGUUAAGGUGGCUGUUGAUCUCAGCUUUUGUGAUUCAGAAAUAUAAAAUGUUCUGCUAAAUUAAAUUGCUAAAUUUUGGGAAUCGUGGAAUAACUUUUAGAAAGCACUUGCCACACAAAAGCAAAUUUGGUUGUGAGGGGAAAAAGCACUCAUUAUUAGAAUGUAAAUUAGGACAUUUUAGCCAGAAUGCUUACUUAUUAUAAACUUCUCGUUUUAAUUUUGUUCUUUGAUGUUUUAUACACAUUUAUUCUUCCUUCUUUUUUCUUGCUUAGCGCUAACAACAGUUUAUUUAAAGGUUCUCUAGGAUAAGUUUAGCCUUUCGAUUCAUAACUAAUUAGACUGUAUAAACAGGGAAGAUGGGGGGUUGGGUGGGGCAAGUCAGUCCUAGAUCAGCACUAAUACUCUGAGACUGUCAAUACGGGCCUUCUUACCGUAUACCAAGUUUGGCAAAACUAUUAAUUGACUCUUCUGGCAAUGCUAUAUCACUGCUGAAAGCAGGUGAUAAUGUACAGUAUAGUGACUGUAAGACCACUGAAAUAUUUAUAUACAUAUAACAAAUUUGUUAAAGAAACAUUGACGUACUCAUGGUGCAAAGCCUGAAAUAUAUUAUUUUGAUUUGAUCAUAUGAUGACCAGAUGAUUGUGAUUUAAUCAGUCUUACUUUGAAGUCACUUUAUGCAAGCUUUCCCCUGAAAGAGAUUUAGCAUAUUUUGUGGUUGAUGGAGUAGAAUGAAAUAUAUCAUUCUUCAUCAAUCAAAGCAACCUCAGUAGAUUGUUAUAGCAUAAUGGCAGAGACAAAUCUAAAGAUGUGAUAUGUCUAAAUGUUACAGGAUGUUUGCACAUAAGAUCUUGAGUAAGGAAAAGUGACAGUAAUCUCUUUCAGAUUUAUAUGGUUUAUAUCAUGGUUCAGAAGAAAACCUAAAUGCCAUAUGUAUUUUUCAUUUAAUUGGCCAGUUUCAUUGCAUGCACUUAUCAGGAAACAAACCGUGUAUUAUUUCAGAUUUAUGAUUUGUAACAAGAGGUCCUCUGGCCAGAUGUUGCUAAUGCAUGCCAGAUGUUAUAACACCUGGAUAGGCAUUUUAAUUCCCAACUUUAUUUGUAGAUGAUCAACCGUUGUCUGGAGUGUUUUUAUAAACUUAGGUAAUCAUUAAAUGUUUUAUUUGUAAUUCUGUACUUGCUCAAUCCUGUGUUAUAGCAGGUCACUUUCCCCUUACAUCAUUGUGCUACAUCACCCAUGUCUUCAACUGAAAGAUAUCUAUGUGGUUAACAGAUUUAAAAAUUCCUAUCCAGGCCUUGUAAGAUCUGACACUUGUUUUUACCACAAUGCUGAAUGAUAAUGAAUAACAUGAAAUGGUAACAAAUGCCCCUGGGGUAUCCAGCUUUAUAGUUAUAUAAAAUAAUAAUUAUAUGAUGUUUGCACACACUUAUUGUAGAAGAAAAGCCCAUUCAGAACUACUUCCUACAUUGGCACAUACAGUAUAGCUGUAAAAGAUUUGUGUUUUGUCCAUUUAGACUCCUGUCCUUGAAAAUGUUAUCUUUAUUAGUUCUCAUCAGUGCCUUCUAAAAUAUGUCGUUGUCAUUUUGGGUCACUGUCAAUUAAGUGAUUUCCAUCUGUAUUUUGUAAAACCAUCUGAUUGAGCAGACUGGUAACUUUUCCAUCUUAUUGAGCACUUCCCUACACAGAUAUUUGAAAUAUUAAUUAUUUUGCAAUCUGCCAGUUUAUUUAUUUUUACUCUGUGAGCCUCUUACAUUAGUAAUAUUGUUAAGAUGGCUUUUAAUUCCCAAGAAAUUUUAAACAUCAUGCUUUGAUUUGCAUAAUUGCUGUUUAUUUGAAUUAAUGGUGUAUUCUGUUAUAUAUUACAUACUGUAUAACUUUCUGAAUACCUGUGCAUAGGCAGAGUUUACCGAAAAGGUUUUCGAUGUAUAUUUUCUUGUUGCUUGCAUUGUCACAUUUCUAUGGUCUUUGUAGUAACAGAAUUAUCAUUUGUUGCAUGUAAGUCAAAACCGUAACAGCCACUUGAAAUUUAUGUUGACAAAAUGAAAUGGUCUGAUAAUUUUUUUCCUUAGUCAUUUCUGUCUUGCUAUUUUGUCUUGCAUGAUAUCUGCUUUAUUAUUCAUUUGUCUUAAAAUUUAAAUCUAUUUUUUUAUAGAUAACAUAAUGUUAACUAUAAUGUCAAGUUUAUGUAUUCAAUUCUAGCUUCUGACUUUCUCGUUUCUACUGACAAUCAGGGACAGAUAAUACCCUUGUUCUGGAUUCAACAUUUAUUAAACAUAUACAUUUCCUCUGUAGAAUGUAAGCUAUGGGAAUUUGGUGUCUGCUGUAAAUAAGUUGUAUAUUUUUGGCUUGUUUAUCUUCUGUUCUGAAAAAUCUGGUGAUAUAUUGACAUUAGUGGGGACUGGUGUAAGUUCUUUUAUGGAAACUAUUUUUAUUAUGUUUUUACUGCAGUUUAAUAUUUGUCAAUGCAAACUUACAUGCUUUGUAAAACCAUAGCUUUUUGCCAUACAUUUUUGGACCAGAGCUAGGAUUUGCCCUGGGCUAAGUGGAAGAGUAGGCUACUAUAGUAUUGUAGAGGGGACUCAACUGUCAGUUUGAAGAAUGCCUGAGCUAUUGUCCUCUUAAAUUAAACAACAGAACCAAUCCAUGUCACUUGGGAUUAGGGUUUUGCAAUUCCAUGAACUUUUAAUAAAUUCCCUGGUUUUCCAGACAUUUUAUUUGCAGAUUUUCUGCUUAUCCUUAUUCAGGACGUUCUCCAAUUUGGAUUUUGGUUUAAAAAAAAAGAAAGGAAAAAAAGUAUUGAAAUUCCAACCCUACAUAGGUUCCUUUUGAAAUCUUGAUUGGUUCUUGAUCCUGGGUUGUGGUUAAAAAAAGCACUUUUGGGAGCAGUUAUAUUCACAUUAUUUGUGCUAGUGGGCUUCAUUAAAACAGAAGGAAAGCGGUUUCAAAAUCAUAAUAUAUACCCUUCCAUGUAUUUUUUUGGACAAUGAUGUUAAAACAGAAUUUUGCUCUAUAUACCACAACAUUUCUGAUUUGAAAUCAAAUGUUUCAUAUAUGGUGACAGCACACAGUGUUAGCUAUUUAAAACAAAAGUGACUUCUAAGUGAUUAGUUACUAUUAAUUGUUAUUGGACACAACUUCAUCUGAAAAAUAAAACAAACUGCAAAUGUAUCCAAGUUUGUAGUCAAAAGCA